Molecule: messenger RNA, 9050 nt
Organism: Acinonyx jubatus (cheetah)
Lineage: Eukaryota; Metazoa; Chordata; Mammalia; Carnivora; Felidae
Gene: SRRM2
Product: serine/arginine repetitive matrix 2
Exons: 15
Coding region: 175-8499 (2774 amino acids)
Molecular function (GO): protein binding; mRNA binding
Source: RefSeq, a predicted model, not a curated record
GAGGGAGUGUAGGUGCCCCCCCCCGGCCCCCCACUCCUUCAUUGUCUUCUCCAAAGUUAAAGCUUCGCGGGGCCGGUGGAGCGCUGCCUGGGGAAGGAAACGCCGGGCUCCGCUUCAGGCUUUAUCUGGCCCCCGUCUCUUCUGAGCCUUCGUGUCCACUCCCGCUGGGCUAAGAUGUCGUCUGGCCCCAGAAUUCAAAACGAGCGUUUCGUUGUCUUUUCUCUUAAGUGUGAGCGGUGGUGCCCCCCCGGGCACGGGGCCAUGUACAACGGGAUCGGGCUGCCGACGCCCCGGGGCAGCGGCACCAACGGCUACGUCCAGCGCAACCUGUCCCUGGUGCGAGGCCGCCGGGGUGAGCGGCCUGACUACAAGGGAGAGGAGGAACUGCGGCGCCUGGAGGCUGCCCUGGUGAAGCGGCCUAAUCCUGACAUCCUGGACCACGAGCGCAAGCGGCGCGUGGAGCUGCGAUGCCUCGAGCUGGAGGAGAUGAUGGAAGAGCAGGGGUACGAGGAACAGCAAAUUCAGGAAAAAGUGGCUACCUUUCGACUCAUGUUGCUGGAGAAGGAUGUGAACCCUGGGGGAAAGGAAGAGACCCCAGGGCAGAGGCCAGCGGUAACUGAGACUCACCAGUUGGCAGAACUGAAUGAGAAAAAGAAUGAGCGACUCCGUGCUGCCUUUGGUAUCAGUGAUUCCUAUGUAGAUGGCAGCUCUUUUGAUCCUCAGCGUCGUGCUCGAGAAGCUAAACAACCAGCUCCAGAGCCUCCCAAACCUUACAGCCUUGUCCGGGAGUCCAGCAGUUCUCGCUCACCAACCCCAAAGCAAAAGAAGAAGAAAAAGAAGAAAGAUAGAGGACGCAGGUCAGAGAGCAGCUCUCCUCGACGAGAGAGGAAGAAGAGUUCUAAGAAGAAGAAGCACAGGUCAGAAUCUGAAUCCAAAAAACGGAAGCAUAGGUCUCCCACUCCAAAGAGCAAACGUAAAUCUAAGGACAAGAAGCGGAAGCGGUCUCGUAGUACAACACCAGCCCCCAAGAGCCGCCGGGCCCACCGUUCAACGUCUGCUGACUCUGCUUCCUCUUCUGAUACUUCCCGCAGUCGGUCUCGAAGUGCGGCAGCAAAGACCCAUACAAUUACCUUGACUGGGCGAAGUCCUUCCCCUGUUUCAGGGCGUCGAGGGGAGGGAGAUGCACCUUCUAAGGAACAAGGUACCACCAACACAGGGCAGCCUAGCAGCCCAGAGCCAUCUACAAAGCAGCCUAGCAGUCCUCAUGAGGACAAAGACAAAGAUAAGGAGAAAUCUGCAAUUCGACCUAGCCCCUCUCCGGAAAGGAGCAGCACAGGCCCAGAACCACCUGCUCCCACUCCGCUCCUUGCUGAGCAACAUGGCGGCUCCCCACAACCCCUUUCAACAACCACCUUAAGUCAGGAGCCAGUGAACCCCCCAUCUGAGGCUUCCCCAACCCGGGGCCGUUCACCACCUAAGUCUCCUGAGAAACCUCCCCAGUCGUCUUCAGAGAGCUGCCCACCAUCCCCUCAACCUACCAAAGUUUCUCGACAUGCCAGCUCUUCCCCUGAAAGUCCUAAACCUGCACCAGCUCCUGGGUCCCGCCGAGAGAUUUCUUCUUCUCCCGCAUCCAAGAGUCGCUCACAUGGCCGAGCAAAGCGGGAUAAGUCACAUUCUCAUACCCCUUCUCGAAGAGUGGGGAGGUCCCGUAGCCCUACCACCACUAAGAGGGGGCGAUCUCGGUCUCGAACCCCUACCAAAAGAGGUCAUUCUAGGUCCCGGUCCCCUCAGUGGCGUAGGUCCCGGUCUGCACAGAGGUGGGGACGGUCCAGAAGCCCCCAGCGACGUGGUCGCUCUAGGUCUCCUCAGCGACCAGGCUGGUCUAGAAGCAGAAAUACCCAGAGAAGAGGCAGGUCUAGAUCGGCAAGGCGAGGCAGGUCUCAUUCUAGAUCCCCAGCCGCUAGGGGCAGAUCUCGUUCUAGAACGCCAGCCCGCCGGGCUAGAUCUCGCUCUAGAACGCCUGCCAGGCGGAGAUCACGAUCCAGAACACCUGCCAGGCGUAGGUCCCGCUCUAGGACACCAGCCCGGAGAGGCAGGUCUCGCUCUAGGACACCUGCUAGGCGCAGAUCUAGGACCCGAUCGCCAGUACGACGGAGGUCUCGUAGCAGAUCACCAGCCAGGAGAAGUGGCAGGUCACGCUCUAGAACUCCAGCCAGACGUCGGUCACGCUCUAGAACACCAGCCAGGAGAGGGAGGUCUCGGUCUAGGACACCGGCAAGACGAGGACGAUCUCGGUCUAGGACACCCGUAAGACGAGGACGAUCUCGGUCUAGGACACCAGCAAGACGAAGAUCUCGUAGUAGAAGUCUAGUUAGACGAGGAAGAUCUCAUUCUAGAACACCACAAAGAAGAGGCAGGUCUGGUUCGUCAUCAGAGCGGAAGAACAAAUCCAGAGCAUCGCAGAGGAGGAGCAGGUCCAACUCAAGCCCAGAAAUGAAAAAAUCUCGAGUUUCUUCAAGACGGAGCAGGUCUCUCUCUUCACCGCGGUCCAAAGCAAAAUCUCGCUUGUCUUUGAGGCGAAGCCUUUCGGGAUCCUCUCCGUGUCCUAAACAAAAGUCUCGGACACCACCAAGGCGCAGUCGCUCUGGAUCAUCCCAGCCGAAAGCUAAAUCUAGAACACCACCAAGGCGAAGUCGUUCUGGUUCUUCUCCUCCUUCUAACCAGAAAUCUAAAACACCUUCAAGACAGAGUUGUUCCAGUUCCUCUCCUCAACCUAAAGUGAAGUCUGGAACACCACCAAGGCAAGGGUCUGUAACAAGUCCCCAGGCAAAUGAACAGUCUGCGACACCACAAAUACAGAGCCGUUCAGAAUCAUCACCUGACCCUGAGGUGAAGUCUAUGACCCCUUCAAGACAUAGCUGCUCUGGGUCCUCUCCUCCUAGAGUGAAAUCUAGCACCCCUCCAAGAGGUUGCCGCUCGGGAUCGUCAUCUCCACAGCCCAAAGUGAAGGCAGUAAUGUCGCCAGUCCAAAGUCAUUCUGGCUCCUCUUCUCCAAGUCCUAGUAGGGUAACCUCUAAAACACCGCCAAGGCAAAGCAGAUCAGAGUCUCCUUGCUCCAAGAUGGAAUCUAGAUUGUUGCAAAGACAUAGCCGUUCUAGGUCCUCUUCACCAGAUACCAAAGUGAAACCUGGAACACCACCAAGACAAAGUCACUCAGGGUCUACUUCACCAUGCCCUAAAGUUAAGCCCCAUACUCCAUCAGGGCACAGUCUUUGUGGAUCUAAGUCCCCAUGUUCCCAAGAGAAGUCUAAAGACUUACCAGCACAAAGUUCUGGAUCCUUCUCUCUCUGUCCAGGAGUAAAGUCUGCCACACCACCAGGAGAAAUGUAUUUUGUCUCUUCUCUGCAACAGAAAGGACAAUCACAGACUUCACCAGACCCUAGAUCUGAUACUUCAAGUCCAGACAUGAAACGGAGUCACCCUGAGUCUCCGUCUCUGCAGAGCAAAUCUCACACACCUCUUAAGGGUGGCCGGUCCAGGUCCUCAUCUCCAAUCACUGAGCUGACCCCCAGAUCUCCAACAAGACCAGACAGAAGUGAAUUGUCAAGUCCUAGGCUAAAAUCUGGAAUGUCUCCUGAGCAGAGCAAGUCUCAGUCUGACUCUUUCCCAUAUCCUGCCAUGGACUCUAAAUCUCUUUUGGGGCAGAGUAGAUUGGAGCCUUCUGAGUCAAAAGAGAAAACAGGCUUACUCCUUCAGGAAGAUACUACUGUGUCAUCUCCUGGACCAAGAGACAAAUCUAGUCCUUUCCCAGUGCAGGAUAAAUCUGAGUCCUCACCAGUACUCAGAGAGACACCUAAAAUCCCAUCAAGGGAAAGAGGUGGUGUUGGGUCAUCCCCAGAUACAAAAGACCAAAGUACGUCAGCUAAGCCAAGCCAAGAUGAGGAAUUAAUGGAGGUCGAGAAAUCUGAAGAAUCCUCAAACCAGGUCCUCUCUCAUUUGUCUUCAGAACUUAAAGAAAUGGCUGGAGGUAAUUUUGAAUCCUCACCUGAAAUAGAAGAAAGACCUGUGUCUUUGACUCUUGACCAAAGCCAGUCACAGACUUCUUUGGAAGCAGAAGUCCCUGCAGUGGCCUCAACUUGGAGUGGGCCACGUUUUUCUCCAGAGCAUAAAGAGCUGUCUAAUUCCUCCCCGAGGGAGAAUAGCUUUGGAUCACCUUUAGAAUUUAGAAACUCAGGCCCUGUUGCAGAAAUGAAUGCUGGAUUUUCUCCUGAGGUUAAAGAAGAUUUGAAUGGAUCUUUUCCUAAUCAGCUGGAGACAGAUCCAUUUGUAGACAUGAAAGAACAAUCCACAAGGUCCUCCAGACGCAGCAGUUCUGAGUUAUCGCCAGAUGCAGUGGAAAAAGCAGGAAUGUCUUCAAAUCAGAGUGUUUCUUCACCAGUGCUCGAUGCUGUACCCAGAACACCAUCGAGGGAAAGAAGUAGCUCUGCAUCUCCUGAACUGAAAGACGGUUUACCCAGAACCCCCUCAAGGAGAAGCAGGUCUGGGUCUUCUCCAGGACUUAGAGAUGGGUCUGGGACUCCCUCGAGGCACAGCUUAUCUGGGUCCUCUCCUGGAAUGAAAGAUAUACCUAGAACACCGUCUAGGGGGAGAAGUGAAUGUGAUUCUUCUCCAGAACCAAAAGCUUUGCCCCAGACUCCUAGGCCAAGGAGUCGUUCUCCAUCAUCUCCAGAGCUCAACAACAAGUGUCUUACCCCCCAGAGAGAACGAAGUGGGUCAGAGUCGUCAGUUGAACAGAAGACCAUGGCUAGGACUCCUCUUGGACAGAGAAGUCGAUCUGGGUCUUCUCAAGAACUUGAUGGGAAGCCCAGUGCGUCCCCUCAAGAAAGAAGUGAAUCAGACUCUUCUCCAGAUUCCAAAGCGAAGACACGAGUACCACUUAGAGAAAGGAGUCGGUCUGGGUCGUCUCCAGAGGUUGAUAGCAAAGCCCGACCGUCUCCUCGCCGUAGUAGGUCUGGCUCAUCCCCUGAAGUUAAAGAUAAGCUGAGAGUGGCACCCAGGGCACAGAGCGGUUCUGAUUCUUCUCCUGAACCCAAGGCUCCUGCCCUUCGAGCUCUUCCCAGACGAAGCAGGUCAGGUUCAUCAAGCAAAGGCAGAGGCCCUUCCCCUGACGGAAGCAGCAGUUCAGAGUCCUCUCCAGAACACCCACCCAAGUCCAGAACUGCUAGAAGAAGCUCUAGGUCAUCACCAGAGCCCAAGACCAAGUCCCGCACUCCACCUCGCCGUCGCAGCUCUAGAUCGUCUCCUGAGCUGACUAGGAAGGCCAGGCUGUCUCGUAGAAGCCGCUCUGCAUCGUCCUCACCAGAGACCCGUUCUAGAACCCCCCCGAGACGUCGAAGAAGUCCUUCAGUGUCUUCCCCAGAGCCAGCUGAAAAGUCAAGAUCCUCACGCCGGCGGCGCUCAGCUUCAUCCCCCCGUGCUAAGACAACUUCAAGGAGAGGCCGUUCUCCUUCACCAAAGCCUCGUGGGCUUCAGCGAUCCCGUUCCCGCUCAAGGAGAGAGAAAACCAGAACAACUCGACGUCGAGAUAGGUCUGGAUCUUCUCAGUCAACUUCGCGGAGAAGACAGCGGAGCCGGUCGAGGUCUCGGGUCACUCGUCGGCGGAGGGGAGGCUCUGGUUACCACUCAAGGUCACCUGCCCGGCAGGAGAGUUCCCGAACUUCUUCCCGACGCCGAAGAGGCCGUUCUCGGACACCCCCAGCCAGUCGGAAGCGGUCCCGCUCUCGUACAUCACCAGCUCCAUGGAAACGCUCACGGUCUCGGGCCUCUCCAGCCACUCACCGGCGGUCCAGGUCCAGGACACCUUUGGUCAGCCGCCGUAGGUCCAGGUCUCGAACUUCACCAGUCAGUCGGAGACGAUCAAGGUCCAGGACAUCAGUGACUCGACGAAGAUCUCGAUCCAGAGCAUCGCCAGUGAGUCGAAGGCGAUCCAGGUCUAGAACACCACCAGUAACCCGCCGUCGUUCAAGAUCCAGAACCCCAACACGCCGGCGCUCCCGUUCUAGAACUCCACCGGUGACUCGAAGAAGGUCCAGAUCUAGGACUCCACCAGUGACCAGGAGGCGAUCUCGAAGCAGAACUUCCCCUAUCGCUCGCAGAAGAUCGAGAUCCAGAACGUCUCCAGUCACCCGUAGGAGAUCUCGAUCUCGCACAUCUCCGGUAACUCGAAGGAGGUCCCGCUCUCGAACCUCUCCGGUGACACGCCGCCGAUCUCGUUCCCGAACACCUCCUGCUAUUCGGCGUCGCUCUAGAUCUCGGACCCCAUUGUUGCCACGCAAGCGUUCUCGAAGUCGCUCUCCCCUUGCUAUCCGUCGCCGUUCCAGAUCCCGUACUCCACGAACAACUCGGGGCAAACGGUCCUUAACGAGAUCUCCUCCCGCCAUCCGAAGACGUUCUGCAUCUGGAAGUAGUUCUGAUCGCUCACGUUCUGCUACUCCUCCGGCAACGAGAAAUCAUUCUGGUUCUCGGACCCCUCCGGUAGCGCUCAAUAGCUCCAGAAUGAGCUGUUUCAGUCGUCCUAGCAUGUCACCAACUCCUCUGGACCGCUGUCGAUCACCUGGAAUGCUGGAACCCCUUGGCAGCUCUAGAACACCUAUGUCUGUCCUGCAGCAAGCUGGUGGCUCCAUGAUGGAUGGUCCAGGUCCCCGAAUUCCUGAUCACCCGAGAACAUCUGUGCCAGAAAAUCACGCACAGUCUAGAAUCGCACUUGCCCUGACAGCCAUCAGUCUUGGCACUGCUCGGCCACCUCCAUCCAUGUCUGCUGCUGGCCUUGCUGCAAGAAUGUCCCAGGUCCCAGCUCCAGUGCCUCUCAUGAGUCUCAGAACGGCCCCAGCUGCCAGUCUUGCCAGCAGGAUUCCUGCAGCUUCUGCAGCAGCGAUGAAUCUGGCCGGUGCCAGGACACCUGCCAUACCAACAGCAGUGAACCUGGCUGACUCCAGAACGCCAGCUGCAGCAGCAGCCAUGAACUUGGCCAGCCCCAGAACAGCAGUGGCACCUUCUGCUGUGAACCUCGCUGACCCUCGCACCCCUACAGCCCCAGCUGUGAAUCUAGCAGGAGCCAGAACCCCAGCUGCCUUGGCAGCUCUGAGUCUCACCGGCUCUGGCACUCCCCCGACCGCUGCAAACUAUCCCUCCAGCUCCAGAACAGCCCAGGCUGCAGCCCCUGCAAACCUGGUGGGUCCUAGAUCUGCACAUGCUACAGCUCCUGUGAAUAUUGCCAGCUCCAGAACCCCUCCAGCCAUGGCACCUGCAAGCCUCACCAGUGCUAGAAUGGCUCCAGCCUUGUCUGGUGCAAACCUUACCAGCCCCCGGGUGCCCCUCACUGCUUACGAACGUGUUAGUGGUAGAACCUCACCGCCACUUCUUGACCGAGCCAGAUCCAGAACCCCACCAGGAGGCCCAGGCUCCAGAACCCCACCAUCUGCCCUCAGCCAGUCUAGAAUGACCUCUGAGCGGGCUCCCUCUCCUGCUUCUAGAAUGGUCCAGGCUUCCUCCCAGUGUGUUCUUCCUCCAGCUCAGGAUCGAGCUAGGUCCCCUGUGCCAUCUGCUUUUUCUGACCAGUCCCGAGCUUUGCUUGCCCAGACCACCCCUGUAGCAGGGUCUCAGUCCCUCUCCUCUGGGACGGUGGCAAAGACCACAUCCUCUGCUGGUGACCACAACGGCAUGCUCUCUGGCCCUGUCCCUGGGGUGUCCCACCCUGAGGGUGGGGAAACACCAGCCUCCACGGGGGCCCAGCAGCCUUCUGCAUUGGCCACCCUGCAGCCGGCAAAGGAGCGGCGGAGUUCCUCCUCCUCCUCCUCAUCCAGCUCCUCCUCUUCAUCCUCGUCAUCGUCCUCUUCCUCCUCCUCUUCCUCCGGUUCCAGUUCUAGCGACUCGGAGGGCUCUAGCCUUCCUGCUCAACCUGAGGUAGCGCUGAAGAGGGUCCCCAGCCCCACCCCAGCCCCCAAGGAGGCUGUUCGAGAGGGACGUCCUCCGGAGCCGACCCCGGCCAAGCGGAAGAGGCGCUCCAGUAGCUCCAGUUCCAGCUCCUCCUCCUCCUCUUCCUCCUCUUCCUCGUCUUCCUCCUCCUCUUCCUCCUCCUCCUCCUCCUCCUCCUCUUCCUCCUCCUCUUCCUCCUCUACUUCUUCAUCCCCCUCCCCCGCUAAGCCUGGCCCUCAGGCCUUGCCCAAACCUGCAAGCCCCAAGAAGCCACCCCCCGGCGAGCGGAGGUCCCGUAGUCCCCGGAAGCCAAUAGAUUCCCUCCGAGAUUCUCGGUCCCUCAGCUACUCGCCUGCGGAGCGCCGCCGCCCUUCGCCUCAGCCCUCGCCACGGGACCAGCAGAGUAGCAGCGAGCGGGGUUCCCGCCGAGGCCAGCGUGGGGACAGCCGCUCCCCUGGCCACAAGCGCAGGAGGGAGACACCCAGCCCCCGCCCCGUGCGGCACCGCUCGUCCAGGUCUCCUUGAAUCUCUGUGGGGGGAAUCCCACCACACCCCAAGUUCUGGAGCUGCAGGGAGUGCCCCCUUUACCCAGCAGUGGGGAGGGGUCCUUGUCUGCCCCCCACCCCCGAACCCUGGCAGCCUCCUGGGGGAGGACUCUUCCUCCUUCCUGCUCCCCCCCCCCCCCCCUUUUUCUUUGUUCCUGUGAAAUGUUAAUCUCUGUGAGUUUUUCCUGGUUCACGUUUUGGGAGUUUUGGGGUGGGUGGGAAUGAGAAUGGGAGUUGUGGGAGGGGAGGAUACAGUUGGGGACACCCUGGUCUUGAGUUAGAAAGGGCUGGGAGGCGUCAGUGCCCCCCUGUAACCCUAAGUUCUGGGGGAGUUGGAACUUGGGAACUUGUGUGAGGUGUUCCUGGAAGGAAGGGGCACGAGUUGAAAUUAGUUGGCCCCUACUGUCCCCCAAGUGAGGUUGUGGCCCCUCCCCCAACUUUUCUUCACGUUUCUUAAAGGCAUUUUGGUUUUUUAAAAUCUGUACAGCAAGAGCAACUUUUUCUGUCAAAUAAAAAUGAGAAAUGCAGGAA